GAAAGAAAGAAAGAAAGAAAGAAAGAAAGAAAGAAAGAAAGAAAGAAAGAAAGAAAGAAAAGAAAAGAAACAAAAUCUGCAAUUGGCUGGGAAGUGCACGGGGCAGCUGAAAUCGAUCUAAACAAAAGAGAAAAAAUUGAAAGUAAACGAAACAGUGACAAGAAGUGUUUUAAUCAUGCUAUAAUUUUUGAUGGUUCUGUUUGAUAUUUUCUCCAAUCGCGAAGCUUGUUUGAUUUUUCCGAGUGCUCAGUUCGGGAAACUGGCACUUCAUCAAACAUGAAGAGGGAGAGAGUCCUGUUGAAAUUGCUUUGGCCCCAUUCAUCACGGCCGGACAGAGUCAAAAGUCGUCAGAACACGCACACCGAAAAAAAAAAACAAAAGAAAAACAAAAACAAAGAAUUUAGCAAGGGAAGGUUUGAAUUUUAAAAGCUCAAGAUUUUUUUCGAAGAGUCCUUCAGGUUUAGAUAUAGUGUUUCUAAAAGUAUUAUAAUUUCGAGUGACAUGGGGUGAAGUUGGUCAGUAAACAAAAAUUACUAAAGAACAAACAAAUAAACGAACAAACAAGCAGAAAAGAAAAAGAUCUAAAAAAACAACAGCGAACGACCAAGCAAAUUAAACAAACGAGUAAACAAAACCGAAAACAGACAAAAUUACAGAUAUCCGAUGCGUAUCAAAUUUUACCAUUUAUUUCAUGAACUAAUGAUUGCAAUGCAUCCCAUGGAAGAUCAUAGAAUCAGUGCUACUUUUUUUCUCCUUUUCUUUUUCUUUUUCUUUUUUUUUCUUUUUUUUCAGUUUCGCGUUCUUUGAUUUUUACCAUUUCGUUCAUAACUGUUUCGUGCCCCACGCGUGCGCUAUAAAUUGGGCACUCGACGAUCGCGGCGAGACACUCGCAUAAUUCUCCGCAAGUAUUUUGUCAUAUUACAUUAAACCGACAAAUCUGGGCGACAAAGUAUUGUAAACCUCUCAGGUGUUGUUUGGCGAUGUGUCGUGUUCUCUCAUUGGCAAUUAUCUAUUAUUAUCGACAAUGGAUAAUAAUUAGCAAUUAAAUGAAGCCGGCUGACGUCACGCUUUGAAAGCCUUUCCUACUUGUGUUUACAGUUUUAUGAAACAUGUGCAAUCACUUAUGGAGAAACUGCGUGGCUUAGAUUUCAUUUCUGUUCUUGGUGGAAGCUCGCAAAUAUGUCAGAGGGUGUUUUGAUGUCGUGACUUUGUCCACUGUUUCUCUGUGCGCACGAAACGGAUAAAAGCGAUGCGAAACACUGUAUUGCGCUAAAUGAAUCGCACGUGUGGUGGAGAGCAAACCCGCUUAUUGUCACAAAUGUUAUGCAGACUUAAAGCACUCUCAAAAUUGAUUUGGUGUUCUAAAUCUCUUAACCUUGCUGUUAAACCUCUUGAAAACCGCAGAAAUCCUUCCGUGGAGACGUUACGAAUCGGCGAUUAGCAACAAAGAACCCACAAAGGCUAAAAGAAAAGGUCUUCUUCGCCUCAAAGGCAGCGGCAAGGUCUGCUUCGCGCAACACAAACUGACUGUGAUUUCACCUUCAAAACGUGAUUUCUACGAUGCUGUGCGAAAGGCUGUUGUUUCCUCUUUGGUUGGCGAUUAUUUGCUGCGUCGGAGGGUGGCAAGAUUUUGGAUCUGUAAGCCGUGUUCAGCCUUACGGGAGACCCUUGAAACUCAACAGCUUGAGAGACAGUUUACCAAAUACUCAGCGUCGAGCGCGCCGGGAGUUGAGUCGACUGCGACCCCGGGGGAAGUACAGGUACAAUCUUAAGCGGAUAGCCAUUCGAGAUGCCAAGAAUAGGAAUGCCUUAUGCCUAGAUGGUUCAGAGGCUGUAUUUUACCUGAGUCGUAGGCCAGAUUCUAAGCACUGGGUUGUACAGUUGCAAGCAGGAGGGUCAUGUGGGACAUACGACUCGUGCCUAGAUAGAUCUAAAGGUCCCUUGGGCUCUUCGAAAAACUACAGUGAUUUCCUUACAGGCACAUUUGUAGCCUCUGAUGACCCAGCUGAGAAUCCUAUGUUUUCUUCAUGGAACAAAGUAUUUGUGCCAUAUUGCAGGUACAGUGAAUUAGAGAGACAGUCAGUGUAAAACGCAGACUGACAAACUCACAUGCAGACUGCAGACUUUUUGAGUGUACAUGGUGUUAUUUUCAAUAUCAAGUCCUGAUCGUAGACAGGAUUAUUCAAACUAAUAGCAGUGAAAGUUGGGUCUGCUAAAUCUGCGAGCCAGCGAGCCAUGCGAGCCACGGUGUGAGCCAUGCGAGUCAUGCGAGUCAUGCGAGUCAUGCGAGUCAUGCAAGUCAUGCGAGCCAUUUUUGCGAGUAUUUUUUUUUCAGUUGGUCUGGGAGGUCGUCGACUUUUCACCAAGAAACAUAGAUCUUGCGCCCGACUAUCACUAAACUAUCACUUUAAACCGCCCGCCCACCAUCUUGGAAGCGGAAAUGACCCUGGGGAUGAGUACAACCUCGCUCCCAGGGUACUCUCUCUUUCCCUGGGAAAUUAAUUUUAAAUUUAGCUAC
This is a messenger RNA of Orbicella faveolata, 2518 nucleotides long. RefSeq lists its product as uncharacterized. The record is from RefSeq and is a predicted model, not a curated record. Gene Ontology annotation, molecular function: hydrolase activity. NCBI's taxonomy places the organism in Eukaryota, Metazoa, Cnidaria, Anthozoa, Scleractinia, Merulinidae.